AUGAUCUGCACAUUAUCCCCAAUCAACCUCUACAACCCCUCGGAAUAUGCCACCCUCCAACACCAACGCCACAUUUGCGGCUGGGACUACAGCGACGAGAGCAUCCUCGCCUGGCGUGAGAAACAAGACGCAGACUUGAAAACAUUCUUCUGGAUCAUCCUUCCCGGCAAGAGUGGUGACGAACCCAUCCGUGCGGGUCACAUCUCGCUCGAUGCAUACGCAUCCCCGCCUGAUCCGGGACUUGCGCAGGCCGAUCACUCUGUCUUGACUAUUCAAUCGUUCUUUAUUUUGCCAGAGUACCGUGCUGGUGGUGUUGGUCGUCGAGCAAUGCAGUUGGUGGAGGAAAUGGCGGUGAACGAUCCGCGGUGUCAGACUGUUACUGUCAAUGCAUUGAGCAAAGAGUACAUUGAGAAUGAGGAGAAGCGAGCAUUCCUUGAAUCAAUGAACGCGGUACCGGAGCUUCCGGCGGUGCUGUGGUAUGAAAGACUCGGAUAUGUGAGGUGGAAGACGGAGCCCAGAUAUCCGUAUCAGUUGCCUCAAGGGGGAGAUGGUAUGUACGAGGCAGACUUUUUGAGAAAGACUUUGCGGUAG
Messenger RNA from Aspergillus tubingensis, 591 nucleotides. Its product is annotated as PEP-utilizing enzyme, mobile domain family protein. Gene Ontology annotation, molecular function: acyltransferase activity, transferring groups other than amino-acyl groups. The record is from RefSeq and is a predicted model, not a curated record. The transcript has a single exon. The coding region runs from base 1 to 591 and encodes 196 amino acids. NCBI's taxonomy places the organism in Eukaryota, Fungi, Ascomycota, Eurotiomycetes, Eurotiales, Aspergillaceae.